Messenger RNA from Fomitiporia mediterranea MF3/22, 4175 nucleotides. RefSeq lists its product as uncharacterized. Lineage: Eukaryota; Fungi; Basidiomycota; Agaricomycetes; Hymenochaetales; Hymenochaetaceae. Gene Ontology annotation, cellular component: nucleus; chromatin; cohesin complex. Gene Ontology annotation, molecular function: chromatin binding. Gene Ontology annotation, biological process: sister chromatid cohesion. The transcript is spliced from 12 exons. The record is from RefSeq and is a predicted model, not a curated record. The coding region runs from base 286 to 4125 and encodes 1279 amino acids.
CGGGAUAAGAAAGCUGCUCAACCGUUCACAAUAUCUACGCCGAGCAAGAGGAAACGCGUCGGCGACGCGGACGAUGACGAAGCACCGAGUGAUGCUGACGAACAAUUCCUAGGGGAGGAUGAUGAGGGGGAUGAGUAUGCUGCACCGCGUAAGCCCCGGGUCAGCGGGAAGGGAAAGGGAAAGGCGCGCGGACCGCCUGCGCCUAAGAAGCCUCGCGGAACCAGAAAUCUACCUGCCACAGAGAAACCAUCGGCGCGUAGAGGGCGCAAACCAGCAAAUACGCAGAUGAAUACUGCGAGGGCACCUGCAGAGGCGAGAAUAUCUGACGACAAUGCCUUGUUCAAUGCUAUUAUGAACCCUGCAGCCGCCCUACAAUCUACCGUUGAAGACUUCCUUGACUCGUUUCAACAAGCUUCGGAGCCUGCACUUGCGGACCUGAUCACUUGUGUACUUCGGACGUGCGGUUCCAAUGAGGCCGUGGAUGCCGACAGGGCCGUUGAUUAUGAUGGCGUAGUUGAUGCUUUGGACGAUUUUACUGAGCGACUCAAAGAGGAUGAAGCUCCGACAUACCCUCUCACCUCGAAACAUCCAAUGUUCAAAAAGUUUCGCAAAUCAUUGUCGGAAUUUCUGAUGCGCCUUGUUCAAUCUGCGGCAGAGAUGGGCAUCCUAUACACUUCUGACCUGCUUAUGACCAUUCAAGCCUGGGUAGUGGCGAUGUCGUCGUCUCAACUACGUAGUUUCCGACAUACUGCAACAGUCAUUGCGUUAGAGAUAGAGACUACUUUGUGCGAUGUUGCUGCGGCCGUGGAAAAGGAGGCGGAACUGAUAACUCGGCAGCGCGAGGGUGAACGCAAGCGCAAGGGGAAAAAAGGUGCAUCGAGCGGGCGUGAGAAGGAGUUUGAGGCCAAGGCUGCUGAAGUGAAGGAACGACGCUCAAAACUCUCAGAAUUUCUUAAGGAGUUUUUCGACGGCGUAUUCAUUCAUCGAUAUCGAGACCUUGAUCCAAAUAUUCGCGCCGAAUGCGUACAUGCAAUGGGCGAGUGGUUGAAGAGGUUUCCUGCCCACUUCCUUGACGGGCAAUAUUUGCGAUAUAUUGGAUGGGUUCUGUCAGAUACAAAUAUCCACGUCAGGCUUGAAGCAGUCAAGGCACUGGCAUCGUUAUAUGCGAAACCAGAUUAUAUGAUAUCUCUUCAGUCAUUCACGGAACGCUUCAAACCACGGUUGGUGGAAAUGGCUACUGGUGAUACGGAAAUGGCUGUGCGCGUCGCUGUUGUACAGGUGCUCAGUGCAGUGGAUGCCCAAGGACUGCUUGAUGAAUCCCAGCGUGUCACGCUUUGUCUCCUUAUCUUUGACAAAGAUGCGAAGGUGCGCCGAGCAGUGAGUGAUUUCGUUCGAGGAGUCUGGGAGGAUGCUGCACAACAGCGGCUUGUAGGAAAGAAGAACCCGACAGAGAAGGAGAAGAAACGAGCUGACCUGAAGGCCCUCGCUCAACUGCUCGUACAAUGGGGUCGUUCCCUUGAUCGCUUGAGUACCGAGAUCGGCAACGAUCUUGACGGCGACUCGAGUUCACAGGACGAUGGCCCGAGUGUUGCACGGCGCGAAACCAGUAUCAUACUGGAAUCGCAGCAGAAGAGCCGCACAACCUUGGCUGUGGAGGCGCUUUGGGAUGAAGUCGAGGUUGUCAGUGACUGGGAGGCAAUGCUUGAUUUGCUUCUCCUAGACCACUCAGCAGGCGUGGAUCCCUCACAAGGUGGUACACCCGUGUCUGCACGACGAAAGAAGACGAAGAAAGUUGUCGAUGAUGUACUUGUAGACGAGGCAUGGAGACUCGAGGAAGCUGAGGAGGCGAUCCUACUCGACGUAUUCGUUGCAACCUUGCGCCAGUCAAAGAUCGGAGCUGCUGCAGCUAAAAAGGGUGAAGAGGACGUGGUCGGUUCUGAUAUUACUAGGGAAUUGAUCAACAAUCUCCCGAGCCUAAUCGCAAAGCAUCAGACGGACGAAAGCCGGAUUGCUAAUGUACUUCUCAUUCCGGAGCUCAUGAACGUGGAUAUGUAUCUAGAGAUGCGCAUGAUAACGGCCUAUGAAUCUCUUUGGGACGAUGUCUCAAAGCAAUUUCUCACGCAUUCAUCUGCCUUAGUUUUAUCCAACUCCAUGGCGGCAAUUAGACACUUUAUGGAAGCAACUAGUCUUUCUAAUACAAACAGCACGAAGAUCCUCGAACUCGAAGAUGAGCUUGCGUCCUCCCUCAGGGAUGCUGUUGGUGGGAGAAAUGAAUUGGAAGUUGCUACGUUUAGUGAUGAUGAAGCACGAACGCUCGGCGCUAUCUGCGCCCGGCUAUGUGCCCUCGCCAGUUCGCGGGAUUUAACGUCAUGGAUGGAAGAAGAUGAAGGCGGCAAACAGAGUAAUGCUUGGGAUAUCAUCUGUGCCUUGGCGGAGAGAGGCCGGUUAGGUUACAAGGAGGAAGAAUUGAUGGUCGAACGUGCAUUACAAUUGCUCUCAUUACACAUUAUUUGGAAGGCGAGACAUUUUAUACGCACCCCGGGUACGUCGACCGAUAAGGAGCAAUUGCAAGACGCAGUUCAUGAGCAGAGAGAUGUUCUUCUCGGGAAGCUUGUCGAAUACGCCGUUGGGACUCAAUCCAAUACCCUGCUUGGAGUAAGGCGUGCCGCAUUCCAAAAUCUCUUAACACUUUACGUCCUGUUCUCUGCUGGUUCUGAAGGAGUCGGGCCGGAAGAAUCACCACUUGCUCCUUUAACGUUAUCUAUGAAUGACGAACUCCAAUAUCGUUGCGCCGGUUUCGUACAGGCUGAGAUCGAGCGAUACGCAGAGGAGCUGGAAGGCGACCGUCCGGUUCCUCCAGAUGAGAACCAUGAUGGUAGUGAUUUGUCUAGCGACGUGGAACAGGAAACUCCUGGUGCAAAGCUUAAGCAGAAAAAGGGAAGAAGGAAAGAGGAGCUUAACGAGGAGCCGAUUGUGAUAAAGAGCAAGGCUUUGCUCGAACAAGAAUACAUCUUCAAUACCACUUUGACAAGUUUCUUACGUGCACUGAAAGCAGGUGUAAUCCAUGUCCGACACGGAGCAAUCUUAUUGGCACAUUAUGGUCGUCUUGGCGCAGCCGUUGAUCUAUCAACUAAAUUAAUGGUCGAUAUUCUCCGAGAAGAAGGUCUUGCAAAGGGCCAUGGAAAGCUUGUCGUUGGGGUUGUUGUGGACGCUUUGCGGGAGUCAUUUACUCUGCUCCUGGAUCGCAUCGUCGAGACAGAGGUUCAUGCUUUAGCCUUAGCAAGGGCCCUUGUACCCUGCCUCGUCAUGCGAGGAGCACAGCUGUCCAUUAUUCGAAAGCUUCCCAGUGAAUACAUCGUCGAAAUACAUACAACUCUCCUAUCCUGGAUCACGAAGAAGAUCUCUGCUUUCGAGACAACAAAGAACAAAAGAGGACGAACGAAGUCUAUCUCAUUCUUCAGGGUGCUCCAGCAUUUACUCAUUGGUCUUGAUCCAAGCGAUGCUUUGAAAAUCAAAGCUCACCUUGAUCAGGAUAUUGCUAUGCUUGGAAUUGAGAUUCCACCGACCUCGAAGGCAUGGGAACCUUAUCGAGCCUACGAGAAGAGGCUUUCAAACGUCACGACGAAGGAGAAAGGCGCGUCUGGUAGGAAGGCCGCUAAAGCCGCUGCUGCUGGCACGAAAGGUAGCGACUUUGCAUCCUCCGAUGACGACGAAGGGGAAGUCGAAAGCAUAAUCGAAACGAAUGGCAUUUCAAGUCAGCCAGUUGCAUCAAAAGUGCGACCGAGGCCAGCCUAUCAAAAACAGCAACCGUCGCAGAAUGGUACUGACGACGCACAGUCAGAAUUGACGGAGCUCACUGGGGACGAACGUUCUCCGACACGGGACCUGGAACCGGAACCAGAACCAGAUCUAGACCCUAUGUCCACUCUGCGUUCGACGAAUGGGACGGCUGAAUCACCUGUACAUUCACCUUCACCGACGCCUUUCGAAUCCACUCCUGGGAAGAAGCGCAUCCGAACUGAUUCUACCAACGGCAUUGCCGAUGCACCAGUAGAGGCAGGAGCCUCUUCCGCACCCACCCAACAUGGAGAAUUCAUCGUGCGUCGCAAACGCGUGCGGCAUUAGUCGAUCUUCAGUGUCUUUCUACCCGAUGAUUUAUAGCAUCAAUAUAAUGU